Diatraea saccharalis (sugarcane borer) is the source of this 995-nucleotide messenger RNA. NCBI's taxonomy places the organism in Eukaryota, Metazoa, Arthropoda, Insecta, Lepidoptera, Crambidae. The record is from the annotation of a GenBank genome assembly.
AAUUAAUCUUGGUGUUAUCAGGAGAUUAUGAUUAAAUGAGUCGCGUUAAAACGAUAACGAUUUAAAUUAUAUUUGAUUAUAAAUAAGUUAUUGAAUUUCAUUAAUUAGGUAGUCAUUUGGUGUUGAAACAUGAAGGGGUUCUUGGUUUUGUUUGAUGAUGUGAUUACGCGUGAAAGUGAGAUGUGCGUGUUUCCAGCGGCCCGCGAGUCCUCUGCCCUCGGUGAGAACCCCUGGGUGGUUCACCUGAGGAUGGCCAUGUCAUCAGGGACGACCCUUAACUCGUGCGCCGGGUCACUCAUCGGACAGCGUUGGGUGCUCACCUCCAUCAGUUGCAUCACUGGGCGUACUUUUAUCUGGGUCCGGUAUGGUGUGGUGGAAGUCAUCAGGCCGUCGCUGGUGACGGAGACCAACGCUGUCCAAAUGAAUAACGAGCUCGGUCUGGCCCUAAUCAACAUCAACCGUAACGUAGAAUUCACAGACGUAAUUUCGGCCGUGGGUAUCGCUGGCAGCGGUGCUGCUGUACCUGCGUCAGGCAAGUUCUGCGGCUUCGGUGCUUCUGAGAGUGGCGGGCCUGGUGAGAAUUUGGCUUGCUUCAACGUGAACGUAGAAGUCCAGGAGGACGGCACCCUCGUCGGGCAGAGCGAUGAACUAACCAGGUUCGAUCUUGGAGGAGCUCUGGUGGUAGACGGUGUCCAAUAUGGUGUCCUGGUUGAGGCAGGAGACAGGAACGUGUUCGUCAACCCAGCGGUAGCACGCGAAUGGAUUGAGGAUGUGACCGGCAUCGAUCUCGACGAUGAUGACGACAGUAGCGACGGCGAUGACAGCAGUGAAGAAAAUGGUGACGGUGACGAUGACGGAGUUGAAGAAGUAGACGAUGGAGUAGUAAGCGACGUUCGGUUCGUCGAUUAAAGUUUAAACGGAGACUACUACCGACAAUGAAAUAAAGCAAUAUACAAUAAACAGUUAUUUCUAAAUUCAAUAAAUGUUAAGCUACA